AGUUCGAGUUUGACAGUGUUUCAACUUGACUUGGCUCAGUUACACCUCUAGGAACCCUAAAAAAAUUCAUUCCUAAGUCUUUGUUUCAGCACUGGAGAGCUUGCUAUGGUUUCAAAAAGUGGAUAUCUGAAUAGAUUAGUGUUCGAGAGUGGAAGUUAUGGAGAGAAAACUAAUGUUCCUAAGAUUCAAAUAGAUAAUUUUCCAGGCGGAGCUGAUAUCUUUGAGUUAGUGGUCAAAUUCUGCUAUGGAUGGAAAGUUGAUCUAACAGCAGCUAAUGUUGCUCCUGUAAUUUGUGCUGCACAUUUCUUGGAAAUGGGUGAGGAUUUUAAACGAGGAAAUCUCAUUUCCAGGACCGAGACGUUUCUGAGUUUCAUGCUGCUCACAUCAUGGAAAGACAUAUUUCAGAUAUUGAAAAGCUGUGAGGCUGUUUCGUCUUGGGCAAAGGAAUUGCAUAUUCUGAAACGAUGUUCUGAAGCCAUUGCUUGGAAAGCAAGUAUUGACCCGAAAACAUUUGCCUCCAGAGGUGAUGAUACAUUUCAGUUUACAACGCAAUCAAAUAAUGCAGAAAAGUUGCAACAUGGAUCUGUAGCUGAGAACUGGUGGUUCGAAGAUGUUUCGUUUCUUCGAAUAGAUCAUUUUCUUGAAGUCAUUGAAUACGUUAAAAGAAAAGGGGUGAGAUCAGAGCUGGUUGGAUCAUGCAUAGCUCACUGGACUGCAAAAUGGAUUUCUCAAAUUCAUUUCGGCAAACACAAUCUUCCGGAACAUCGAACGCAUAGAUUACUGAAAGUUACAGCAGAAAGCUUGAUUAAUGUUCUUCCCGAGGAGACAAAUUCAAUUUCUUGCAAUUUUCUGCUUCACCUUCUCAAAUUGGGGACUAUGAUGAGGAUUAAUGUUGAACAAUUGAAUAAAUUGGAACGAAGAAUAGCUUGUAUGUUGGAGCAAUGUUCUGCUUCAGAUCUUUUAGUCAAGAAUUAUGACAAAAGCACUACUCUUUAUGAUGUGAAAAUUGUCUUAAAGGUAGUACAAUCGUAUCUUUCUUUAAUAUGGAAUCCAGCGCCGAGACUGCACGUCGUUGGUCGGUUGAUGGAUGAAUAUCUUACAAUGAUUUCCAGAGAUGAGAAACUUUCAGUUGAACAGUUCCAAUUGAUUGCAGACGUAUUACCUAAAAAUUCAAGAGUUCGUGAUGACAACUUGUACAGAGCCAUAGACGUGUAUCUCAAGGCACAUCCUAGUCUAACAGAAGAUGAAAGAACAAGUGUGUGCAGAGCCAUGGAUUAUCAUAAGCUAUCGCAAGAAGCUCGCGGUCAUGCAAUGAAGAAUCAAAGAUUACCUUCGUAUGUUUCAAUGAGAAUUUCCCUUCUUGAACAGGUCAAGAUGGCCAAGCCAAUGACAGGCAGUGUAUCCGACUAUCAAAGAACAAUUAGUGAAUCUAUUAUCCGAUUGAGUAAGGGAUGCCUGAGCGUGACGCAGCAAAACGAGAUUAAGAUGAUGAAAAUUGAGGUUAUGAAAAUGAAGAUGCAACUAAAUGCAUUGCAAAUGUGUAAAAUGCAGAUGCAGAGACAAGUAAAGGGCUGCACUUUCUAGUGAGUUUGUGUAGUAUUUUUGAAAAUAUAAAUGAAAUGCCAAAAUGUAAAACUCGAGAAGUUUUCAUGCAACAUAGGAAAUGAUUUAGGUAAUUCGAAAAGUUGCAGCUUAGCAUCUUUUAUAUGGCUUCAAUUGAUAAAUUAAAUGUAUUGCAAAUUAUUGAAUAAAAUGCCUCUUACUUCAACUUAUCAAAAGUUGUUA
Messenger RNA from Mercurialis annua (annual mercury), 1785 nucleotides. RefSeq names its product root phototropism protein 3-like. NCBI's taxonomy places the organism in Eukaryota, Viridiplantae, Streptophyta, Magnoliopsida, Malpighiales, Euphorbiaceae. The record is from RefSeq and is a predicted model, not a curated record. Bases 106 to 1584 code for a protein of 492 amino acids. The transcript has 3 exons. Gene Ontology annotation, molecular function: protein binding.